Penicillium coprophilum is the source of this 957-nucleotide messenger RNA. RefSeq lists its product as uncharacterized. The coding region runs from base 1 to 957 and encodes 318 amino acids. NCBI's taxonomy places the organism in Eukaryota, Fungi, Ascomycota, Eurotiomycetes, Eurotiales, Aspergillaceae. The transcript has a single exon. The record is from RefSeq and is a predicted model, not a curated record.
AUGAAGUCUUUCGCCAUCUCUGCCGCUGUUUUCGCCUCGACUGUUAUGGCUCUGCCUGCCAACAUACCAUCGGGCACCACCGGUCCUCUACCCUCUGGAGUUCCCUCUUGCCUGCCCUCCGGAGUCAUCUACCCGGGUAUCCCCCUGCCCGUGGCAUCAAUGAUUCCCACUUGCUCCGGUGCAGCUACAAGCUCCUUAUUCUCCAACAUGCCCAGCCCUACCAGCGCAGUUUCUGAUAUGACAAAGGGCUCCGGCGCCGGACAAGUUCUUUCCAUUAUCAACCAGGCCGGAACCGCGAACUUCAAAUUGGUGGCCGAGUCCGAGCUCGAGCGUUUGAUGAGAAAACUACCCCUCAGCGUGCUCGAGAAGCCCGUUGGCCAGGUUAUUCAAACUGCCGAGUCCGUUGACCAGCUCGACACCAAGAGCGGGUCUGGCCUCACCAAGGUCACUGCUAUCCUUGAGAAUGGCAACGCCGCCCUCAUCGAGCUGACCCAGGGAGUCGUCGAUCUUCUCUCCAGUCUUGGACUUGGCGAUGUUGGCAGCCUUCUCGGUUCCAUCGUUGGCGGUCUUGAGUCAAUCACCGGCAACGUCAAGCGCGACAACCCUCUCCAAAAUAUUCUGUCCAUCACUGACGUGGAUGGACUUGCUGGUGGUGAGGACCUUCUCGUCCAGGUUGAGCCUACCCUCCUUGGUCUCCUCAGCGGUCUUGACUUCUCCACAAUCGAGGGCCCCGUCGGCAACGUCGUCGCCAUGGCCCCGUCCCUCUCCGAGCUCAAAUCCAAGGUCCCCAAAAUUCCCAGUGCUGACUUUAUUGCUGUUAACACUGAGACCAAGGCUUCCGUUCUUUUGGUUAAGGUUGACGGCGCUGUCCAGGGUCUCUUUUCCACUCUCGGCCUUGGUAGCCUCGGCACUGCCAUCGGCUCCAUCAUCUCCUCUGUCAAGAGUGCCCUCUCCUAG